AUGGCAAGCUGGGCCGCAUUGAACAUCGAGCCCGCCGAGGCGGUAGAAGAAGAGGUUGAUGACACUAAGGAAAUCCAAAUUGAGGAAGCUCUCAAGCUAUACCAAAAUGCUCUUAAGCUUCACUCACAGGGUCCCCUCUUUUACGCUCAAGCUGCGGAAGCAUAUGAUGCUCUUCUCAGUUCGGAAAUAUUCAAGUACCCAGAAUCUCUCUCCGACUACAAAAGAGCUGCAACCGAGCUUGAAUUGGCUGAGACAUCCGACUAUGUUGGUAAUGCAGACGGUGGUGAACCGCUAGCAGAUUACGAUAUCAAUGAUUCCACAUCCAGUACUUUGCUGCAGACCAUCUAUCUUGCGUAUAAAAACCACGGGCAGUUCGUACUAGAUUCUUUGCGCGCCAUUAUAGAGAAUGCUGCCCAGGCGUCAGAUGCCACUCAAGAUCUCUCAGCUGAAAUUGCUGAGCGUGCGAGCACUGCCCUGACGUCUUUCGCAGAAGCCCUGGAACGUGAUGACACAGACCUUAACCUUUGGAGACAAAGCGCCAGGCUCUGCAGUACUCUACAAAGCUAUCGCUUAGCCCGCUACUGCUUAGAAAGUGUCCUGGCAGAUGAUGAAAAUCGCCUGGAGGUCCGAACAGAACAGCUAGGCUUGGAGGAAACUUUUGCAGAAGAACGUCUUCGGGAAACGUUGCUGUCGCUGCAAGAUAGACUAUCGGUUUGCCAAGUCCCGAUUAAGAAACCCAAGAAAGCCCUUCUCAAAUUUCUCAAGCGCCAAAGUGACCCCUACCCGUAUCUGCCUGGAUUACCCGACAACCUUCAAGAUGUCCUUCCGUCGAAAAACCCCCUAGCUUUAAGCACAACACGACAUGAUCUAAAGCCUCUUUCACCGACAUGGGCCGAUCUUGGCAAGACCAUCCUUCAAGCGUUAACGGAUGAGGAGCAGGGCAACUUUGGUGGAGGCCCUGGUACUGCAGUCUGCGUUUCAAUUCCAGCUCUUAGCCCCGAGCUGAAAGCUACGGCGACCAAAGAAACACAAGUUCAAGACCAGUCAUUAAAGGCACAGGAUGAAGAGGUUCAAAGCAACCAGAAGCAGCAAACCACCCACAUAUCUGAGGAAGAUAACAACUUGGACGUUCAGCCAUCUGUGAAGCAUGAAGCGCUGGACUCAACUGCAGAACACGCUGAUGACCACUCAUCUAUUGAUCAACGGGCUGAAAAGCAACUUAUAGAAUCAUUGGAGAUCCAGACGUCACAAUCUCCCGAGAUAGCUAAUCAACAGGAAACUCCAAAUGUCGACGAUCCUGACCCUAGAUCAUCGACCAAUGGGGCACGAAAGCGAUCUUCUGCGUCGGCCGUCGCUGAAGAUCAGACAGAAAGCGUUCGAUCCAAGAGCAGAAGAACCCGUCUACGGGAGUCACACACAGAGGCUUCAUUACAAGCUGAUGAAGUCUCGUUCGACCAUAACAAAUACUACGAAGACCGUCUAGAGGCUUUCAUUAGAGCAGACGAAUGGAUGUUCGGUACGGUUGAACCUCUGUUGGCCAAGUUCGGGAUUGAAGACCUAGGGUCAGUUGAUGGGCUGAGGAAACAAAUAUCUCCUACUACCGAUGGGAAAGACCUUCCAGAUAGUGAAAUCAAUGGGAAGGCCGAGUACAUACUGCCUCGAGAUUUGAGACACAUUAUGAAAGGUUGGGACGAAGGGAAGUCUCAGGCGACACUCCAGUGUGAUAAUGUUGCGGCACUUCAGGACAUUCAAGGGAUGGGCAAGUCUGGGCUGGCUAUCUUCCUAGAGCACUCCAGGAAAUCCGCCCGGAAGCUAGGGAUGAAGCAAGUUCUCUCCGGUACUGAGGAACUACUCAUGCUCAUGAAUAGCAUCAAUGAAGGAUGGUUCCACCUCCGUGAAGCCGCUUUGGAGUGGCUCAAAUGCCUUCUUAUGCCAGAUUACGGGCGUAUUUCUACAGAGGACGGCAGAUCUGGCACUUCAAACUUCCCUAACAUGAAUUCUACAUACACUUCAUUGCAGUGGCCAGAUGCACUGAAAGAGACAGUGGUGCAAAUAUUGAUACAAGAGGAUGAAAACAUAUACAAGGGAAUGAGCGAACACGUUGAGAGUCUUGAACGCCGAAUCCUUGGCGCUAGCGCUGACACAUCGUUUGAAUAUACCACAAAUCAUUUUGCAUAUCUCGAGAUGAUUCAAGCCAUAUUUGAGCUCCAUCUUGACAUAUACGCCUCCAUUAACAACCCAAACAGUGAAAUCGACCAAGGGAUCAGACUACAGCAAAAAGAUCGUCUAGCACGGUGGGGCUUACUAGCGCGUACUUCACUCACCCACUUCAUGGAUUACUCUUCAUCCGGUAGUCAUCAGGAUAAUAUUGUCCUUCGCCAUAUCUGGGCAUCCACAUUCCAUUCGAACAUGACAACGGACGCCGAACGGGAACAUGUGUUACUUUGUCUUCAGGAGCUGAAGCACUUGCUUAGUCGCUUGAAGGAACCAGUGAUAAGCCUAGUGAACAACGCAAUUAUGCCGGAAAUAUCGAUUGAGGCCGUUGACCAAGAGAUUUCGAAGCUGGAGUCUAUGGACUUUUUCAUGAGAAUCUUUAAUACUGAAUCAGAAGACCCUGUGGGACUCAUCGAAACCAUAGAACCUAUUCUGGAACCUGCUUCGGUCCAGUUUGUUGAAGAAAACACUUCAGAGGAACAGGGACAUUCUCUACCGACAUCACAGCUCCACGAAAUGGGCUCUUUCUUAGAUCGAGGAGAUGCUACGUUGAGGCUUUUCUUAUGGAAGAGGCUACAAGACGCUUACAAGAAGAUCGACUACACGCCGAAAGUUGUGUCGUGCUACCUGCGGAGUAUUGAAACUAUUGUGAGAGAACUUUGGAACCCUGCACAUCUAGAAGAGCCUAGUGAGCACCGCCAAAUCACUUUGCUCCGUUGGUUAAAAUCUCUCGAUGGAAUAUUGAAUAAGACCGUAACAGCAGUUUUACAGGAGCCAGCCAAAGCAUACGAAUGUUUUGAUAUGGACCACGUCAAGUCAUCGCUAUCUGCAGUAACACUAGUAUUAAAACUACUUCAUAGUUUUGUGCUUUAUGAAGACUCGGUUCGUGUGGGCCAGUUAUCUAGCUCCGAUGUACGCGGAGCGUUGGCAAAGUCAUUGGAAAGCUUCAGAGAUAAGCUGCGAGAUAUGCACGUCCGUUGUUGGAUCCUUCAUUAUACCCUUUUGAGAGAAGCUAUUGCACAGAACCCAGAGCUCUUCGAGACACCCCUCGAGGACCGUAUUCUUUACUUGCGCUCUGUGCACAAUGCCUUAGGCAUCAGGAAGAUGUGCAAACGUUCCCACAAGCAGUUUCUUAAGCUUGUCAAAUCUGAGAUUUUCUCUUUGGAUGAGAAAGCGGACUACGAGUAUGAUAUUUGUCAACUACUUUACGACAUACACGGCAUCAAAUUGUCGCCGGUUGAUGGUUAUCUGGAGGACCAUGGCUGUCCCUCGGAGAAACUGGAUCGCUCAACAGCUAUUUUGAUGAUUGACUUUGUCAUGAAGCAGGCGAAGAAAAUGAACAUCAGGGAUCUGUCAAAAUCUGACUUGAACCAUCGGCACCACCAAUCUUCGCCUCCAUUAUCCUACAAUAAGCGCAUCCUGACAGCUUACUUAAAAUCUCCAUUAAACCCAACUGAGAUCUUCCGUGCCGUUCGGGGAGUUGAAGAUCUUGCGUUGCUCCCGGUGCCCACCGAGAGUGCGGUUAUCGCGAAGAAUGGAUGGUACUUCCUGUUAGGACAUGCUGCGCUGACCAAAUUCCGCUCCCAGAAGCGUCUUAACCCCAUUCCAACCACUGAUCUUGACGAAGCUAUUACGUGGUUUAGACAGGACCUGGAACACAACACUCAGAGAUGGGAAUCAUGGUAUCGACUUGCCCAGACUUACGAUUCGAAGCUGGAGGAGGACAUAACGUGGUCUGCGGACAAGAUUAAUAACAACCGGACAGAGUUGGUGACUUGGCAACGCUAUGCAAUCCAUUGCUAUGCUAUGGCUGUUGCAACAGCAGCAAGAAACGCCGAUCCUACGCCAGAGACUCGAGCACUUGUAUCCGACCUUUACACUGACUUUGGAAUCCGCUUGUACUCGUCUUCUCGAGAACCCUUAUCCAUGGCCGCUUUUAGCCUUUCCGAUUUUACUCGACAUUACAAUAGUGAGGAAAACCAGCAGAUGUAUGAAGCGCUCCCCUUCAAGGAGAUGAGGUUGUACUCCGUCUGGAACCUUGCCAGUUAUCUCCUUAAGCGUGCCAUUCCCGAUAAGCCCAAGAGUUGGAUGACUCGUUACAUGCUAAGUAAAUGUCUCUGGAAGAUGUUCAGCUGUGAUGACUCCGUCCGGGGCACAUCAGGGCAUAUUCACCUUGAUGAUCUCCUAGAUUCUCUGCUCGAUGCUAUUGAUGCACUGCCCCAGAAGAGGGAUUCUCGGUCGGAUCCUAUCUUCGAACCUCACUAUAAGCUCGUAUCUAUUAUUCACAAACUCGUUCAUAGAGGAGUAGUUACGCCGGCUGAAGGAAGCAAGACUCUCGUGGCCACUCCUUGGGCACGGAAGGUGCCACCUCCGGAGGAAGGUGCCCCUUGGAAGCCUUACAUAUUGGCUGUCAUUCGAAACUUGAAGCAUGCCGACAAGUCGAACUGGCAUCAUCGCAUGGCUGCCAGGGCUGCACAUAUCACUUAUGAUGAUGACAAGGACGCUGCCGCAGCUGUAGGAGCUAAGGGUGAACUUACACAGCAGAUAUUCACAAAGACAAUGACGAUCCAGGUGUGGAGGCCUGAGAAUGAGCGUCCCGGCAGACACUUCGUUUACACAACACGAUACGUGUAUUUCUUUGUGGCUCUACUAGAACAGCUGGAUGAUCGUGCAAGCCUUGACCAACUGCUUCGUCGAGUCAGGAAAAAGCAGGGCGAUUUCAUCAACCAUGCCAAACUGUGGGAAGACCUCUGUCUAACCUAUGCACGAGUGAUACGAAAAGCCGGAAAUAUCAACGAAGGACAUGACGAAAGCGUCUUCAAACCCAUCGGAUGGGAUGAAUUCGUCACAAACACAGCUCGACUAGAAGGCCUCUCCCAGUUAGCUCCAGAGAGCAUAACACUCCUCGAACUUCUUCGCGAUGCCGUCGAGCUGAAGAAGUUAAACAACAACCUCAUGAAAGUCUCCUUGUUAGAAGACCUCAUCGCCGACAUCUACUCCCGCCUAUACGAGGUCAACAUACCCAACGUCAUCGAACAGGCAAACGAAGAAAACAAAGAGAAAAUGAAGGUAGACCACCUCCUCAUGGCCAGUGAUGGUGCCGCAGACACCCCUACGCCCCCAACUUCCGCACCUGCAUCCGAAGCCCCGGCACCCCGUGGCCGCACAAAGGGCAUCGCAAGACGGGACAUCCAGAAACGGGCCGAGACAAUUGUUCAACGCAAACUUGCGCCUCGCGCUCCUGUUGCCAAAGCACCGACCGCUGCAGAAAGUGAACCAUCUCACGCUAUCGGCGCAGUCACUUCCGCUCCCGAGCAAGCGAAGGAUACAGAUACGUCCGCUGCGGCGGCUGAUGAGCUGGCCUCGGGGCAACAGAGUGAUAUACCCAAUAGCUUGCAUGACAGUGCCGAUGAUGAAAGCGAGCUGAGCGAGAUAGACGAUGAGAAAUUGUCUAAGCUUGCGGCAGAGCGCAGCUUGUUGUUCCCUAAUCUGCAGGAUAGGGGAUCUUUGGAUCCGGAGGUGGAAAUGUCGGCCCCAGCUAGUGCUGAUGGGGACGGAGCUAACGAAACGCCCGGCGACGGGGAAGAAGACGUUGAUAGGGAGGAAGAUGCUGAUCUUGGUGAUGAAGGCGAGACCAUGGUAGAGGAAGGAGAAGAGGGUGCUGAGGGCGAUGAAGGCGAGAUUGACGGAGAGGGUGAAGGCGAAGGCGAAGGUGAGGGAGAAGACGAAGAGGAUAAUGAAGCCGCUGGGGAAGAAGAGGCGCUGGGGGAAGGUGAUGGCGAAGCUGACGGGACCGAAAUCAACCAAAUGGAUGUCGACGAGGAAGGCGAUCAACCCGCUGCUCCUGAGGCUGACCAGGAAAGCGACCAUGUGUCUGAUUCCGAGGCAAUGGAUAUUUGA
This is a messenger RNA of Aspergillus bombycis, 6114 nucleotides long. It is a transcript of the gene hir3, whose product is annotated as putative transcriptional corepressor of histone genes (Hir3). The record is from RefSeq and is a predicted model, not a curated record. Bases 1 to 6114 code for a protein of 2037 amino acids. Gene Ontology annotation, cellular component: nucleus; HIR complex. Gene Ontology annotation, biological process: chromatin organization. The transcript is spliced from 5 exons. Gene Ontology annotation, molecular function: protein binding; nucleosome binding. Lineage: Eukaryota; Fungi; Ascomycota; Eurotiomycetes; Eurotiales; Aspergillaceae.